AUGAAACAAAGCAUAGUAGAAAAACUUACAAGAUUACUAUGCUGCGCCACGAAUUUACCUGAAAGCAAGGAGAGAACAAUCGAAGAUCAGCCCACAGAUAGACAAUACGACUAUAAUCCACAGCCAGAGCCAGAGAUUGAAUGGAAUCAAAUUCGACCCUUCACCAAUCAUAGUUGUCCGUCUCCAACCACCGACAUCGACAACGCCAACAUUUAUGGGCGAAUUUCAAAUUCGAAUGAGACACUCGAGUCCGAUGGUGUUUUCUCACCCGUUGACGAUCUCUAUCAGAACGAUCCGAUGAGCGAAGAACUGCGAGAACGAAGUCGCCAAGAGUACCUUCUGAAAAAUCGCUCCAAAAAGAAGCUCACCCGUGAGAAAUCAAGCUCCAUGACAAAUCUAUCCGCUCCGAGCAAGAAAACAAAUAAAUAUCCUCCCACAUCGAACUUGUUAUUGAUAAAGUCAAAAUCAGAGUUCGACAUUCUUGAGCGAGAGGAGCAAAUCGAAAUCGACGACAUCAAAGCCUGGUGCAACUCGCGCAGCUCCCAGCGAACCACGGAGCGAUCUGUAAAUUCUGAACACAACAUGCCACAAACGCCCAAUCGACCGCGUUACUCCGCUGAGCAUCAUCAGCAACACAUCAGCUUGUAUAAACAACCGAUGCGAACUGUUCCUAGUCCAAGAAUCGAAUCAAACACAAACAACGUGGACUACGUCGCCGUCAAUUGGGAGAAAACUGAUCAGCUCAGAACUGGCUGA
Messenger RNA from Oikopleura dioica, 756 nucleotides. Lineage: Eukaryota; Metazoa; Chordata; Appendicularia; Copelata; Oikopleuridae. The record is from the annotation of a GenBank genome assembly.